Adineta steineri is the source of this 1206-nucleotide messenger RNA. Lineage: Eukaryota; Metazoa; Rotifera; Eurotatoria; Adinetida; Adinetidae. The record is from the annotation of a GenBank genome assembly.
AUGACUGUCUAUUCGGUUGUAUUUGUUAUAACUUUACUGUGUGUAUCUACUAUUGUUGGUGAAGAUGUACGAAAUGAACGUCGAAGUCACCGUGUAUGGAAUCGACUAACAGGAAAAAUAGCUGAUAAAUAUAAUAUUGAUAAUCGACAUUUAAAUGAUGAAGCAAUGCUUCUUUUUUCUGAUGUUGCUUUUCAAUCAUUAAAUGAUAGUAAAACAUGGAAUGUAAUGGUACAUGGUUGGAGAUAUCAAAAUAAUCAUAGAAGAGAUUGGUUUGGAUUUGGUGCAAGUCAUUGGCUACAACGACUUGGUCGUAAUCUUAUUAAUCCAGAUGAUAUAUUAUAUUUAAAUGGAUCAAUUAAUCAUGAUCGACUUCGACCAUUCUUUGUUGUUGAUCGAAAAAAUGAAAAUAUUGAAUUUAACAUCGGUAGUAUAUCACAAACAAUUGAAACAGAUAGACAUGGUGAAUUUUAUGAAAAGAUUCAAGUACCAAGUGACGUUAUACAAACAUUAAGACGACAAAACAAAGGCAAUAUAAUCACUUAUGAAGCAGCAGGAGAGGAUGAUAAAAAUUUAACAGGAAUUACACAUCUUAUAGAACCUAGUCAAGGUAUUUCAGUUAUAAGUGAUAUUGAUGAUACUAUUAAAAUAUCUGAAGUAUUAGAUAAAGUACGUCUUCUUGCUAAUACAUUUAUUUCUCCUUUCAAACCUGUACCUGGAAUGCCUGAAUUAUAUCGAGAAUGGAACGAAAAAAAUAAAGAUUUAACAUUUCAUUAUUUAUCUGGUAUGCCUGAUCAAUUAUAUACAUUAACACAAGAAUUUAUUAAUACGAAUCGAUUUCCUGAUGGAUCUUUUCAUAUGAGACAUUUUGGUUGGGCAGCAACAUCUUUAUUUAAUUUUCUUCAUUCUACAUCAACAUUUAUUCAUAAAAUACGUUAUUUACAUUUUUUUCUCUCAAAUACAAUUCGUGAUUUUGUCUUAAUUGGUGAUAGUGGUGAAAAAGAUCCAGAAAUUUAUGGAACAGUUGCACGUGAAUAUCCUGAACGUAUACGUGCUAUAUUUAUACGAGCAAUUCAAGGUGAAUCAUUUAAUGAUCAACGUUUUAUUGAUGCUUUCGAAGGUGUACCACGAGAGAAAUGGCUUAUAUUUAAUGAUCCAAAACAAGUGCCAAUCGAUUUAUCACGAGCACCAAAAACAAUUCCUAAAUAG